Messenger RNA from Nilaparvata lugens (brown planthopper), 1675 nucleotides. RefSeq lists its product as uncharacterized. The transcript is spliced from 2 exons. NCBI's taxonomy places the organism in Eukaryota, Metazoa, Arthropoda, Insecta, Hemiptera, Delphacidae. The coding region runs from base 136 to 747 and encodes 203 amino acids. The record is from RefSeq and is a predicted model, not a curated record.
GUUUUUCAAUCUCUAAUGUAGCCUAUUGCAUUUCCAAUCUGCACUUAUUUGUACAAUAGUUUUUAUAUCCGUACAUUCAUUUACGAAUGAUAUAUUUGGAGCUCAGUGACAUAAUAUGGAACUCAUGAAAGUGGAAUGUUGAAUUAUACUAUUUCUGCUACUGCUACAAUACUAAUGAUAACGAGUUCUUUCAUCCUGUUGCUAUGGCUGUCAACGUUCACUGCCAUCUCCUGCCUGCAAUUUCCUGACGAGGGUCGACAUCCCCCUUCCCCCGCAGCACUGGACUCAUCGGCGAGGGUGCUGACCACCCUUGCUGACCAGAACGCCGAAGAAGAAGCCCGAUUUUUCCAUCAGCACGGCAUCAACAAAAGGAAAAAGAAGAAGCUGAAACGGAGACUUCUCCAGUGCCUCCUCUCCAGUCACUUCCAGUCACACUCCAGGCAAGCUCCAGCUCCAGUCGACGCCGAGGGACGUUUCAUAUUCGUCAACCUCUACGACAUUGAUAUCAACUCAAACUCAAACUAUGAUGACAACAACUAUGAUAACUCGUACAACGACCACGAGCUAUGUGGGGGUGGAGGUGGAGGUCAUGACAGUAGCGAUGAUACACCGCUUGCUUCUCCAGUGAGCAACAGUCCGCCUUCCAAUAUUGUCAAGCCAGUUCAUGAAAAUCCGGAAAAAUUCAUAAGAAAGUAUGUGAUAAAGCCUUUGUACAGAACUUUCCGGCCGUUGUAUAGGCUGUUUUAGGUUAACGUGAUAACAUAUUCGUUUUUUGAGAAAAUAUUGGAGACUUUUUCACAAAUCAAAUGUUUCAUCAUUCAAAAGAGAUGCCUGGAUGCAUAAAUUAUUUUAAUUACUCUGCAGAAUAAGUGCCGGUAAUAAUAAGUGGACGAAUAUAGCCUUCAGCGAUUAGCGUCACUGAAUUGAUGUGAGAUUGGAAAGAUACCGUAUUGAAAAGAAACAAUAAUUAUUGUUAGUAAUUAUAGUCAGUGCAAAAUGAGCGCCCCUGGUGUUUCAUAAUUUUUUUAUUAAUCUUAAUACAUUUUCCUGAUUAAAUUCUUUGAUAGUUGAUACGAGAACGGUAUUUAGAUGAAAACGGUACUGUAGGGGUCACGAAAUGUGUGCGCAGUGGCCAGCCAGCUAGAUUGCGUCAUCGCCACCAACCGAGGUUUUUAGCACCUAUUGGCAAUCUAUGAAACUUAUUUGUGAAAAACAGAUGAUUGGAUAUAAAAUGACGUCAGCUACACUAGAAAUUUAGCACAAACAUGCGCGUGAGACCUACCGUCUUCUUCUAUAUGCCGUGGGUACUAGGUAGGCUAACCUUGAUGAGGCAAGAGAAAAUCAGGGUUUUCAUAUUUGGAAAUACAUCACCUUCUCAGAAUACUAGGCCUACCCAGACAGAUUCUAUCAUUCAAAUAAACUUCUUACACAUCAAUACAUCAAGUAAUGGUAAAAUAAUUCCGAGAUGCGAUUGUAAUCACAAUGAGAAUUUCAUAUUUAAUAUUUCUGUCUUUAUAUGGUCUGUUCAGAGAUUUUUGAGAAUCCUCAUCUUUACCUUGAAUUAAUCUAUUAGACUCAACUCACACUUACGCGACUCAAGUCGAGAAGAGACUGCGAAUCUAGUCUCUUCUCGACGCAGCAUGUGUUUUCAAAUGGUGACACUAAAACCAGUCGA